CGGUGGACUUGGCUUAAUUCUUGCUUGAUCUGGGCAAGGAGGAAGGAGUCGCUGCCCCAGGCAUGAGGUUGUCCGGGCCCCACGCCGCCGCUGCCACCCCCAGAAGCCGCCGAUCCUCUGUGGGAACCCGGUAGUCCCCUCCACCUCACCCCGCUCUAGCCCAGCUCUUGGGCCCCUCUCUGGAUGCGGCAGCGCCUGGGCGCUGUCCGCUCCGUCCGGCUGCCGCGAGCCCCGCCGAGCUUUGGAUGAUGACGAUGAACUCUCUGGCCGAGAGCUUGCUGGGCCCUCCGGACCCGUCCAAGGCGUCCUUCCUGGACUUCGGACUCGGCCCCCCACCUCCCUCUCCGCCUCUCCAUCACCAGCAACAGCAGCAACAGCAACCCGGCUUGGCGCCCCCUUACUCUCUACAAGCGCUGCAGCCGCCGCCGCACGACGGUGGUGGGGGCGGCGCCUUCCCCCCCGGCGCAGCCUCGUACGGCAGACCCCUGGCUUACGCCCCCUACCCCGGGGCAGCCGGCAGCAGCCCCCACCACGCUUUCUACCACCACCACCACCACGGCGCUUCGUACUCGCCUUACCAGCAGACCUCCAGCGCCCUGGGACACGGGACGAGGCUGGAGGAGACGGACCUUGAGAAAUCGACCAUCAUUGAGAAUGGCGAAAUCCGCAUCAAUGGCAAAGGCAAGAAGAUCCGCAAGCCACGAACCAUCUACUCGAGUCUCCAGCUUCAAGCCCUCAACCAGCGCUUCCAGCAAACCCAGUACCUGGCGUUACCCGAGCGAGCGGAGCUAGCAGCGCAGUUGGGCUUGACCCAAACCCAGGUGAAGAUCUGGUUCCAGAAUAAGCGUUCCAAGUUCAAAAAGAUUAUGAAGCAGGGCUCCAGCAUCCAAGAUGAUCACCUCCACAGUUCUUCAUCUUUGUCCCCUUGCUCCCCCAACAUCCCCCCACUCUGGGAUAUCCCCAUGGCAUGCAAAGGCCCUCCCCUGCCUCCCAGCAGUUACAUCAACAGUUUUGGACCUUGGUACCACCAACCGCAGCACCAAGACGCCAUGGGGAGGCCCCCGGUGAUGUGACAAAGGGGGCGCUGGCAGCACCAGCCCAUCCUCGAUGUGUCUCUUCCUCCAAAGUGCUGAUCAGGGUCCCAGGGGACAGGCGAAUGGAGGGCGCGUGGAGUUCGGAGGGAGACGUUGGCUUCUUUGAAGGAAUCACCAGCACUUUUCUCUUGGUGAGAACAUAACCUGGCAGGAGAUGGACUCCGGACGGACAUGUCCAGGGAUCGGAUCUAACAACGAUGGCAGGUUGCGUGAGGCAAAGUUAGGGAAAGAACCCCCCAGCUCCGAAACAUGAACGGAAGGUCAUUUUAAUCGGCGUCUCUUCAUCAGGGAUUUUACAAGAGAGGUGCUUGUGUGUUUUUCGUCCCAAAGAUAGGCUCUCGGGUGACAUGGGCCUUACACCAGAUCUAGUUGUGUUAGUAAGAUGUGUGAGGUUUUGCCAUACUUCCCCCUCUCAUCCAGCAAAGCUUCUGUGCCUUAAGCAGUAUUGAUGGAAGACAGCAAAUAAACAGGUGGUAGUGUUGCUGCUUGGAGGUUCAGUGACGGGGAGGGCUUUAUCUGUUAUAUUUCUGCAUUGUCCUGCAGAGGCUCAUGGCACAGGAGCAUUGCCCAUCUUUACAUUUCUUUCUUUCUUUCUUUCUUUCUUUCUUUCUUUCUUUCUUUCUUUCUUUCUUUCUUGGCAAUCCUAGUUAGUGUAGCAAGGUUUUGAGCUGCACAGAGAUCUACUCCAGGCAAGGAACUGAGAGAAGGAAUGAUUAACUGGUCAAACAGGGGAGAAAGCA
This is a messenger RNA of Lacerta agilis (Sand lizard), 1834 nucleotides long. It is a transcript of the gene DLX4, whose product is annotated as distal-less homeobox 4. Gene Ontology annotation, molecular function: DNA-binding transcription factor activity, RNA polymerase II-specific; RNA polymerase II cis-regulatory region sequence-specific DNA binding. The record is from RefSeq and is a predicted model, not a curated record. The transcript has 3 exons. Gene Ontology annotation, biological process: cell differentiation; embryo development; negative regulation of transcription by RNA polymerase II. Lineage: Eukaryota; Metazoa; Chordata; Lepidosauria; Squamata; Lacertidae. Bases 246 to 1073 code for a protein of 275 amino acids.